CGCUUCGUUGAAGUCAUGCUGGUGGCCGACAGCAAAAUGGUGGAGCAUCAUGGCAGCAACCUACAGCACUACAUACUCACAUUAAUGUCCAUAGUAUCUUCCAUCUACAAGGACCCCAGCAUUGGCAACCUGAUUAACAUUGUGAUUGUAAAGUUAGUCAUAAUAAACAACGAGCUGGAUGGUCCAGUCAUUUCAUUUAAUGCACAGACCACUUUAAAGAACUUCUGCAUUUGGCAGCAGAGCCAGAACAUCCUGGAUGAUAACCACCAUUCCCAUCACGACACUGCCAUCCUAAUCACCAGGCAGGACAUCUGCAGAGCAAGGGAUAAGUGUGACACCUUAGGACUUGCAGAGUUGGGGACUGUGUGCGAUCCAUACAGGAGCUGCAGCAUCAGCGAGGACAAUGGACUCAGCACUGCAUUCACCAUCGCCCAUGAACUUGGCCAUGUGUUCAACAUGCCUCAUGAUGACAGUAACAAGUGUAAAGAGGAUGGAGUUAAGAAUCAGCAGCAUGUGAUGGCUCCCACACUUAACUACAACACAAACCCUUGGAUGUGGUCCAAGUGUAGCAGGAAGUACAUCACAGAGUUCCUCGACACAGGAUAUGGUGAGUGCUUGCUUGACGAGCCCGUUUCUAGGCCAUACAGUCUCUCGCAGCAGCUGCCUGGACGGAUAUACAAUGUCAAUAAACAGUGUGAAUUGAUAUUUGGGCCGGGAACGCAGGUGUGCCCUUAUAUGACCCAGUGUCGGAGGCUGUGGUGCACCAGUCCGGAGGGCGCCCAGCGGGGCUGCAGGACCCAGCACAUGCCGUGGGCAGACGGCACUGACUGCUCCCCUGGAAAGCACUGCAAACAUGGCCUGUGUAUAGCCAAAGAGCACGACGCCACACCUGUGGAGGGUGCGUGGGGAGUUUGGAGUCCUUUUGGUACCUGUUCGCGGACAUGCGGCGGAGGCAUCAAGAUCGCUGUGCGCGAAUGCAACCGGCCCGUGCCCAGGAAUGGAGGAAUGUAUUGUGUGGGUCGCCGAAUGAAGUUUCGUUCCUGUAACUCUGAGCCCUGCUCCAAGCAGAAGAAAGACUUCAGGGAGGAACAAUGUGCGGCUUUUGAUGGGAGGCACUUCAACAUCAACGGUCUACCUCCUAAUGUUCGCUGGGUGCCCAAGUACAGCGGAAUCCUGAUGAAGGACAGAUGUAAGCUGUUCUGCAGGGUGGCAGGCAGCACGGCCUACUAUCAGCUCAGGGACAGGGUCAUUGAUGGCACGCCGUGUGGACCCGAUACCAACGACAUCUGUGUCCAGGGCCUGUGCAGGCAAGCGGGCUGUGACCAUGUAUUGAACUCUAAAGCCAGGAGGGACAAGUGUGGCGUGUGCGGAGGUGACAACUCUUCCUGCAAAACUGUGGCAGGCACCUUCAACAUCGUCCGCUAUGGUUAUAAUGAAGUAGUGCGAAUACCCAGUGGUGCUACAAAUAUAGAUGUGCGUCAACACAGCUACUCAGGGAAACCAGAGGAUGACAACUACCUCGCCAUAUCAAAUAGCCGUGGAGAGUUCCUGCUUAAUGGAGAGUUUGUGGUCAGCAUGUUCAAAAGGGAAAUAAAAGUGGGAAAUGCCGUCAUCGAGUACAGUGGCUCUGACCAUGUCAUUGAGAGGAUCAACUGUACUGACCGCAUUGAGGAGGAGAUUAUUGUCCAGGUGCUGUCUGUGGGGAAUCUUUACAACCCAGAUGUCAGGUACUCCUUUAACAUCCCCAUAGAGGACAAACCUCAGCAGUUCUUCUGGGACGCCUAUGGGCCCUGGCAGGAGUGCAGCCGGCUGUGCCAAGGAGAGCGCAAGCGAAAGAUUCUCUGUAGCAGAGAGUCAGACAGGGUGGUGGUGUCAGACCAGAGGUGUCAUGGUACAGCUAGACCUGCUGUCAUCACUGAGCCCUGCAACGCUGAUUGUGAACUCAGGUGGCAUGUGGCUCGUAAGAGUGAAUGCACAGCCCAGUGCGGCCUGGGAUAUCGUACGCUGGAAAUAUACUGUGCCAAAAUCAGCCGUACAGAUGGGAAGACCCAGAAGGUUGAUGACCGCUACUGUAGUGGUCAGCACAAACCUGAUGAUAAGGAAGGUUGCCAUGGAGACUGUAACCCAGGUGGCUGGGAGUACUCGCCUUGGUCAGAGUGCUCCAAGAGCUGUGGUGGGGGCACUCGCCGUAGAGGGGCAGUGUGUCGAAAGGCAGCCGAUGCUGGCGGUGAUGAGAGCAAAUGCAGUCAAAGGGACAAGCUGACCGUCCAACCCUGCAAUGAAUUCCUCUGUCCACAGUGGAAGACUGGCGACUGGUCUGAGUGCCUUGUGACGUGCGGGAAAGGCUAUAAGCACCGUCAGACGUGGUGUCAGUUUGGUGAGGACCGUUUAGAUGACCGCUUUUGUGGGUCAUCUAAACCUGAGUCAGUGCAGACGUGCCAGCAGCAGGAGUGUGCCUCUUGGCAGGUCGGACCCUGGGGACAGUGCACUACCUCGUGUGGGCCAGGCUACCAGAUGCGAGCGGUGAAGUGUGUGGUUGGCUCUUAUGGUGCUGUCAUGGAUGACACUGAAUGUAAUGCCGCCACCCGACCCACUGACACCCAGGACUGUGAACUGGCCCAGUGUCCCAGCAGCCACCCUGUUCCCCCAGGGACCAAAGUCCCCUCCCACCAGGGCCACAAAACCCAGUGGCGGUUUGGUUCCUGGACCCAGUGUAGUGCCAGCUGUGGCAAAGGGACGCGGAUGCGCUAUGUGAGUUGCCGUGACAACCAGGGUGGUGUGGCAGAGGAGUCAGCGUGUGCCCACCUACCAAAACCCCCUGCCAGAGAAGUUUGCUCCGUAGUGGCCUGCGGACAGUGGAAAGUGCUGGAAUGGACAGUGUGCUCAGUCACCUGUGGCCAGGGGAAGACAACGCGGCAGGUACUGUGCGUCAACUUCAGUGACCAAGAAGUGAAUGCUAGUGAGUGUGACCCAGAUGAUCGUCCUACCACAGAGCAGGACUGUGCCAUGUCUCAAUGCCCGUCCCGUUCCAGUGAGUCCCGACCUUUCCCGUCCUCACCGAACGCCAGCGGCAGGAACAACCUGCCCCGCAGCCAAUCCCACCAGUGGCGGACUGGACCGUGGGGCGCGUGCUCCAGCACAUGUGCAGGAGGUUUCCAGCGGCGUGUAGUAGUGUGCCAGGAUGAGAACGGGUACCCUGCCAACAGCUGUGAGGAUCGCAGCCGGCCCAGUGAGCAACGAUCCUGUGAGUCAGGGCCAUGUCCACAGUGGAUCUAUGGCAACUGGGGAGAGUGCACCAAGCCAUGUGGAGGUGGGAUAAAGACGAGGCUGGUGGUGUGUCAGCGUCCAAACGGCGAGCGUUUCAAUGAUCUGAGCUGUGAGAUCCAUGACAAGCCACCAGAUCGUGAGCAGUGCAAUACUCAGCCGUGCCCGUCUAGCCCCCACUGGAGCACAGACCCAUGGAGCUCGUGCACUGCUGCCUGUGGAAAGGGAGUCAAGUCCCGAAAGGUGAGCUGCGUGACCGGGUCUGGCCGUCCGGUCCCGGAGGAAAACUGUCAGUCUCUGUCCCCCAAACCCAGCAAGCAGAGGCGCUGCCGAGGCGGACGAUGCCCCAAGUGGAAGACUGGCAACUGGGGAGAGUGUUCAGCAUCGUGUGGCGACGGGGUCCAGCGGCGGGACGUCUCCUGCCAGGCCGGAGACCGACGCAGCCCGCUGCAGACCGGCUGCUCCGAGCGCUCCAGACCGGCGUCCAGCCAGAGCUGCCGGGUCGCCGACUGCCCCUCUCGGUACCGGUGGAGGGAAGGAGAAUGGCAGACGUGCAGUAAGUCAUGUGGAGCGGGCCACCGACGACGAGCCCUGCAAUGUGUGGACUACAACCAGCAGGAGGUCCAUGAGAUGUACUGUGUGAACCAGAUCAGACCUCCGGACAUAGAGAGCUGUAACACCCAUGCCUGUGAGUUAAUCUGGAUCACAGGGGAAUGGACCGAGUGUUCAGCCAGCUGUGGUCAGGGCUACCGCCAGCGUCUGAUCUCCUGCAGCGAGGUGCAUGUGGAGAAUGACAACUAUGAGUACGGCCAUCAGUCUUUGUCCAACUGCCCCGGGACGCCCCCUGAGAGCUACAUGCCUUGUAAUUUGGACCCGUGCCCGCCUCCACAGGAGUGGAGGGUUGGAGUCUGGGGAGCGUGUUCAGCGAGCUGUGGCGACGGAGUGAUGGAGAGGACGGUGCAGUGCGUGGCGGCAGAUGGUCAGGAAAGCAACAGGUGUUCCCGAGACGCCAUGCCGGAGGCUAGAAAAGUCUGCAGGAAUCCAAGCUGCCAUUUGCCUUCAAGCUGUCAGGACGUCCAGAGUGUGAACGGCCCCCUCCCAGACGGCGAACACUUUCUCAGUAUUCAAGGAAAAGCACUGAAGGUCUACUGUGCAGGAAUGCAGACAGAGACUCCACAGGAGUACAUCACCUUGACGACGGGGGAAGGGGAGAAUUUUUCAGAGAUCUUUGGCUUCAGGCUCAAUGACCCCACCCAGUGUCCUGCCAAUGGCUCCAGAAGAGAGGACUGUGACUGUCGGAGAGACUACACCGCCGCCGGCAUCACCACCUUCUCCAAAGUCCGCCUGGACCUCAGCAAGCUGAGCAUCGUCACGACAGAUUGGCAGUUCGCUUUCACCCAUGAGGGCAAGAAUGUUCCAUUUGCUACAGCUGGAGACUGCUACAGCGCCGCACGAUGUCCACAGGGGCGGUUCAGGAUCAACCUCUCAGGAACAGGUUUUAAGGUGGCUGAGGACACCUCAUGGAUCUCCCAGGGCAACUACGCAGUGGCUGAUAUACAAAAGGCACAGGGUGGCAGCAGAGUGUCAGGAAUGUGUGGAGGCUACUGUGGUAAAUGUACACCGUCCUCUGGCUCCAGUCUGCCUGUGACAGUGGAAUACAUCUAAUACUAUCCAACAGCAUCUGUUUCCAGUGAUCUCUGUGCCUGUUUUGUCAAAGACAUCCCUCCUCUCUGGUGCUACAGCCAACUCAGAGCUCGAACCCGUCCUUCACAUGACCUCUCUAACUCCCACGUGUGUACAGUGUAAAUGAAUGUGCUGUAAGUACUGUACAUAGCAGGAUAAAAAUGUCUUAUUUAUUGUACUCUCCAAUUAUUUUUGUAUUGUAAUAUAAUUUAACUGGUUUGUCGUCAAUAGCAAACACCGCACAGUUGCCAUUUUUCAGAUUUUUGCCAUAAUGUGCUUUCCGAUUUGGAUAUUUGCUUUUUGGACUUUGAAGCACUGUUAUUCGCCCAUGGUGCACGUGUUACAGCCAUUCUGAGACCAAUUCAGGAAGUAGUGUUCAUUCCAGUGAUGUUAUUGUUGUGACGGGCCGGUUGUUCAUAUGCAGUGAGGUGCCUCCAGUCAGUUCGUCCUGUUUUAAACCUUAAUCUAAUCACUACAGGAAAAAUCUGUGUACAUAUGCACAAAUACAACCACAGUUCUGUCUUAUACUCUGUGCCACUGAGUGACCUAGUGAAGCACCCAGGUUCUUAUUGUGAAUAUAUGUCCCAGUCAGAUGUCCCCAUUAAGUCCAGAGAUCCUUCCUGUUCUAAGCUGUGUGCAGCUGCAGCGUGGUCAGGCUGCCUCACCUGCGUCUCUCCAGCACUUACCUGCAGCUGUGGCUCUUUGUCCAGCUGGGCUUGUGAACUGUACUACAUGCUCAUUAACUGGCGAGUACCAGGAUCAGGUGCAGUGAUAACACACUGCAGGAAAAAGCCAGGUGUUGCUGCCAUGACAACCACACCUGCAUUCUUAAAAUGCACCCAUAUUGAUACUGUAAUUUGAAGUAGUUUCACUGAAUGUGAAAAAUCACUAAUUUGCUUCAUUUUAGUUAGUACAACAUAUAAGGUGAGACAGUUUCCUGCCAGUAUGCGCUCUCUUUUUUCAUUAAAAUGGAAUAAAUUAACCUUUUUCUUAUCAAUGCAUCAGCAUCGUUUUAAAUAUGUCUAGAUUGAGAAGAAGAUCCAUUCACGCCUGCAAGUAAAAGAUCGCGACCACAGCCUCUCUGACGGCUGGUAUGAGAGAGCAACUGUGGCGCAUUUCGUGAAUGUAUUUUGUGAAUUUUUCCCAGAAUGAAGUGCAUUUAUGUCAUGAAAGGGUGAGUGUGGAGGUGGGAUUGACAGGCCAGACCUAAGUGAGACAUUUGCCCAUGCACGAACACACUGGAGCCCAUUACUGGAUCAUAAAGAGAAGGCUGUGGGUCGAGAUUAUGCUGCCAGACACCAGAGAGAACCACAUUCCUCUGUGUUCCUGCAUAUCUCUCAGGUAGCGUGCAGUGACCGGAGAGAGCCUUUAGCUUUCACAGAGCAGACAGGUUAUCUUAUCUGGAGCUACAUGAAAGAAAGAGUUCACCUCAGGCCAAUAAAAUUCCGGCAGACACUCCUGGGAUGUAACGCACUGGUCCGGCCCUGGAGACACCUCUCCAGCUGCAGAGCUCGCGGGCCCCGCAGCGCGAUUCCUGUCCAGAUGCUGCCUGCAAACCGCUGCCUUGUGUACCUCACAUUCUUCUCUCCAUCUUUGUUUUGAAGCAUCUGUCCAAACUGUACAUACUGAAAUGCUCCCGUUUAGAGCAAUCUGACUUGUUGUUUUUUGUGACAAUAUCAGGGUACUUUCUGUGUAUAUGUAUGUUUUUGUAUCUCUUCAGCCAGUCCCAUGCAGUUUUGUGAGCAGACUUUUUUUUUUGCAGAAACAGGAAGAAAUCAGACAGUCAAGAAGAAAACACAAAAAUAAAACAUUCUUGAAGCCUUAAGUAUGUGUAUGUAGAGUACAUACUGUCUGCACAACUGAUUAAUAAGCCAUGUUUGCUGUUAUAAGCCUUUCUGUAUAUGGUGCUGCUUCAGUGCCUUGUGUGAUAAUGUGCACACUUCAGCCGAAGUGUGGGUUUUCUUAGUUUUACUCUGCAACUAUUCAAGUAAAGACAUGGAGAAGUGAACAUUUUGUGUCUUACAAACAGUCGCAACUGAUAAAUGCACUUCUCAUUGUGAAUGUCAGAUUUAGUUCAGUCAGCCAGACUUCUCAGGUGCCAUAAAUGAAGGGAUUUUUUUUUAUGAUAUUGAAAUGUAUGUAUCUUAUUUGACACAUUUGCCACAUGUUUAUCAGAUAACUGAAAAUGUAUUGUUUAACAACAUAAAGUGUCAUUGUAUAUGCUUUAUUUUAUAUGCAAAUAUUUAUUUUACCUUUUCUUUAUGUGAAUGUACAUAGGCUUUGGCCAUAAGUGACUAUGAAUUACCAUGCAGUAUCUCCUUAAAAUGAACUGUCUGGCAACACAUUUCCUGUUUUGUGAAUACAUGUAUUUAUAUGUAUGUUAU
Chelmon rostratus (copperband butterflyfish) is the source of this 7331-nucleotide messenger RNA. RefSeq names its product ADAM metallopeptidase with thrombospondin type 1 motif, 9 (gene adamts9). Gene Ontology annotation, molecular function: metalloendopeptidase activity; zinc ion binding. Gene Ontology annotation, biological process: extracellular matrix organization; proteolysis. The transcript has 37 exons. The record is from RefSeq and is a predicted model, not a curated record. Bases 16 to 4929 code for a protein of 1637 amino acids. Lineage: Eukaryota; Metazoa; Chordata; Actinopteri; Chaetodontiformes; Chaetodontidae. Gene Ontology annotation, cellular component: extracellular matrix.